GAUCGAUAGCAAUGGGAAAGGAACUGCCUCUGCCUUGCCUCUAUAAAUACGCCGCCCGUCGCAGAACCGAAACCGCAGCCGUGACGGAUCCAGCCGAACCCCCUCGCAGUCGCAGCCCCCUCACGCCACGCGACAUGGGCAAGAUCAGGAUGCCCGUGCCGUCCCUGUUCCGCCGCCGCUCCUCCAAGCCGCCGCCGCCGCAGCCGCAGCAGCAGGCGCCUGCCGCGGGCGACGGCGACGGCAGCGGGUCCCCGGAGCGGGCGACGGCGGAGGAGGAGAUGGCGCGCGUGUUCCGCAAGUUCGACGCGAACGGCGACGGGCGGAUCUCGCGGUCGGAGCUGGCGGCGCUGUUCGAGAGCCUGGGCCACGGCGCGUCGGACGACGAGGUGGCGCGCAUGAUGGCCGAGGCGGACGCGGACGGCGACGGCUUCAUCAGCCUGCCCGAGUUCGCGGCCCUCAACGCCACGGUGGCCGGCGACGCGGCCGCCGUCGAGGAGGACCUGCGCCACGCCUUCCGCGUCUUCGACGCCGACGGCAGCGGCGCCAUCUCCGCCGCCGAGCUCGCGCGCGUCCUCCGCAGCCUCGGCGAGCCCGCCUCCGUCGCGCAGUGCCGCCGCAUGAUCGAGGGCGUCGACCAGAACGGCGACGGCCUCAUCUCCUUCGACGAGUUCAAGGUCAUGAUGGCCAGGGGAGGAGCAUGCUUCGCAAAGAUCGCCUAGGAAUAUUCUUGCGAAGGUGGGGAGGAGCUUGAGGAAUUGUCCUGAUUGCGUACCUAUCAAUCAUUGGCAUCAUCAGGGCGCGAUGGGAGCUCGAAUCUCUUCAUUAGUUUAUAUCUACUGGUUGGAAUUGGAAGCAGAACAUGCGGAGGCCUUGGGUUGCAUCUGUCUGCUCCAGUAUACUAGUAGAAGAUACGUACGUACACCUGUCAUAGGAAAUCCUGUCACAGGUUGCGUAGUAUUACUACUAAAUAGUUGUAUGUUUUGGUAGGGAUACUUAAUUCUAGUCCUUAGAGAACUGUUUAGCGCGGC
This is a messenger RNA of Zea mays, 1028 nucleotides long. Its product is annotated as polcalcin Jun o 2. Gene Ontology annotation, molecular function: calcium ion binding. Bases 135 to 719 code for a protein of 194 amino acids. The transcript has 2 exons. The record is from RefSeq and is marked validated. NCBI's taxonomy places the organism in Eukaryota, Viridiplantae, Streptophyta, Magnoliopsida, Poales, Poaceae.